GGGAGAUUGUAAAUUUUGUGCCCACGACAGAUAGGUGUCCAAGAACUAAAUGAACUGGAAGACAUGGGGCAUAUCAGUACCUUAUUGCAGCAAUGCUUUGUGGAUCAGGGAGAAUCUCACUCGCAUGCCUGUUCGGUCGUCUCGCGGAAGCAGCGCCGUUUACAGAGUUCUACUGACGGCUACGACUUUCUCGCUGGAAAUGCACCUGGCGAUGGCGACAUCUCUAUCAUGUUUGCUUCAAACAUCACACCUCGGAGAAAGACGAGAGUAUCCGCUAUCUCACGCAGACAACUUGUUUCCUCAUUCUUUUCGCGUGGCUCUCUUUCCGCAGCAAGAAGUAACGGACGAAGGAACGCCUUUGAUGGUGCAACCUCCUUCGCAGCCGGUGACCCGGCACAUUGCACGCGUAAUUAUAGUCGCAACUGUCCUGAGGGAUGGAAUGACACUGACGGAGCGGGAAAUUGUUGGCCCCCACCUUCGUACCAGGGACCGUGCGAGAACAUACAGGUCCGCGGAGGCGAAAGCGUUUCCGAGAAAGAGGCGCAUAGUCAUCGUUGCCGAGUAAAAUGGCCCUGCGUGCCAGGCAGUAUACCUUAAGGCCUGCAAUAACGUACGGUAUCUCUUCUUGUGAUUCAAGGUAAUUACAAAGUGGGUCGUUUGUUGUAACGAUCAUGAUUUGGAGGACAUUAGAUGUGGCUCAUGCAAUCCUGCCUAUCAUGGUCAAAGAGUAGAGAUGAGUUGCUCGAAUUUCCACGUAGCAACGCACGCGGGGAUCCGAUCGUGCGGCGACCGCAGGACUUUUCACAGAUCUGUCCAAGCAAUUGGGUCAUUAUAAAGAAAGGCGGUGCUUUGGAGGGCGCAGACAAGCCGUCGUACGUGUGUAAGGCGCCAGAGAGCUACACGGGGCCCUGCUUUCCUGUGCAAAAUCUGAAAGACUUGACACCUUCGGAGCGGCGGCAAUGGAGUGAAAUUUGCAAGGAGCGGUGGCCCGAAAAACGGAGCGCGCUAAAUCAGUGCCCGAAUGGAGAGGACUGGACGUAUCCCUGUCCGAGAGGCUGGGACCAUGCCAAAAAGGUACUUUUAAACUUCGACUCAAAAAGUCCUGAGGAUUCGCAGGACUUACUUGCAAUCCUAUGUAUGUUGAAAACAGCUUCGUAUUCCAAGUUUUCAUACACCCACCGACAACAGCAACGUUUGUGUCUGGCGCCACCGGGAUGGCGCGCGGCAGGCACUAAGGCUCUGUAUUGCCCAAACGCAGUGAAGGUUUUCGAGGAUGCCGAGGAUAAGAGGGACUUUGUAGAGAAUUGUGGUCUCGAUGGUUGGUCCUGCCUCAAGCAAGGCGAAUGUCCGGGAGGUAGCACCCAUUGGUCUACUCCUUGUGCGCGCGGCUGGCGCGCGUUUAAGGGCUUCUGCCUUCCACCCGUCGACAAGACGCUAUUCGAAAAGACUACGAAAGAAUGCCGUCAUCCGUGGUUCAUGGCGGACGUGGCGGAUGCGGCGUAUUUGAAAAGCGUGUUUCCAAAGCGCGCACAGCGUAUAAAGGUGCCUUCGGAUGUUGUGGAAAAGGGGAAAUUCAUGUUUGGCGUACUGUGCAACGCAGUUUGGCCCUGUGACAAUCCGGAAGACAACAACGCGGCGCGAGCGGGCUUGGCACGGAAUGCAGAUGCCAUCGAUUUUUGAAAAUGGAGAUGGUCUCAUGUUGCCCGAUAUCUGUUUCUGUUUGUUAGUAUGUGGGCAAUACGAGGGUCGGCGCUGUUCCUCCGAUCCCUACGCGACUCCUUUUGAGUAGUUUUUUUGAAGUAAGUAGUCAAUGAAUCAUAUGCGUAUGAUACAAGUAGCAGAUGGUGGAAUUCUGGCGCAAAUGACUCCUUUUGACCUGCUCACAGAGUAUGAGCACACAUUUGGUUCGAGAU
This is a messenger RNA of Amoebophrya sp. A25, 1913 nucleotides long. Lineage: Eukaryota; Dinophyceae; Syndiniales; Amoebophryaceae. The record is from the annotation of a GenBank genome assembly.